Molecule: messenger RNA, 2114 nt
Organism: Schistocerca cancellata (South American locust)
Lineage: Eukaryota; Metazoa; Arthropoda; Insecta; Orthoptera; Acrididae
Product: WSC domain-containing protein 1-like
Exons: 7
Coding region: 118-1212 (364 amino acids)
Molecular function (GO): sulfotransferase activity
Source: RefSeq, a predicted model, not a curated record
GGGGUCUCCGUCCGUGUCUUGUGCCUCUCUCUCCGGUGUUUACACUUCCGAGGUCUGAAAGCGUUUCCGUAGGAUUGAAUAGUCAAAUUAUCAAACAAGAACUCAAGUAUAUGUGAGAUGAACCCGUUCAUGAAGAUAAUGCAGCUGUUUGGCAUGAUGACAGUGACGGUGCUGGGCAUGCUGGUGCUGCUCCUGGUAACGCCAGACCUGGAGGACAGCUUGCUGCGCGUAGUGGGUCGCUACCGGCACCGGCAUGCGCUGUCGCACUCCGCCGUUGGGCAACCAGAUUUGUCGAGUCCAGAAGUCAGCAACCUCGAUCUAUUGGACACGAACAUAAGAGGGCCAGCGCUGGACCACGGCAGGCGCGCCUUCUCGCCGUGGCCGUUCUCGGCCGAGUGCGCGCGCUUCCAGGUGCACUUCGCGAGGCCGCGCUCGCUGCCCAUGACUGCGCUCGUCUCCUUUCCCGGCAGCGGCAACACCUGGCUCCGCUACCUCAUCGAGACCGCGUCCGGCGUCUUCACUGGCUCCGUCUACACUGACCGCCAGAUCAUUAGCAAAGGGUUUUACGGCGAGGCAGUGUCGCCGGACUGUGGCUGCACGGCCGUGCAGAAGACCCACGGCUUCUCGGUGGCGGGUGUGGUGCCUCUGGCGGCGGCGCAGCGCGCUGCAGAAGUGCGCGUCUUCCGCGGCCGCGGCAUCCUGCUGCUGCGCAACCCCUACGAGGCGCUCAUCUCCUACCGCAACUUCCUCUACGGCGGACACACCGGUUUCGCGCCGCGCACCCGCUUCCAGGGACCUGAGUGGGAGAGGUUCGCAUCGCAGCUGGCGCUGGUGUGGCGCGAGCUGGCGGCCACGUGGGCCAACUACACGCACGCCGACGAAGCGACGCUGCUGCACUUCGAGCGGCUGCGCCUGGAGCCGAGCAGCGAGCUGCGCAGGCUGCUGCGCUUCCUCCGGCUGGCCGUGGACGAGCGCCGCCUGGCGUGCGUGCUGCGGCACGCCGACGGGCCCUUCCGCCGACCGCCCGCUUCCUCUCAGCAGGCGCUGUUUUCUGCCAGGGAUCCCUUCUCUAAGAAGCUACACAAGAUUCUGGACCAGGUGAUCCACGAUCUUGACCGAACGAUCCAGAAGAGAGGUUGGGGUAGAAUACCAACACAUUUGUAUAAGUUUUACACUGGUAAUCUUCACCACAAUGUAUCAGACGUUCACUGAGCCACGCUAAAAGUAGUCUGGUCACGAUUUUGUAGGUUGUGACGUUGGACUGAAGAAGUGUUCAAGAGUUCGUGAUUACUAAAGCGCUCACUAACAAGGUGCUACGUUUUAUUCCAGAACGUUAUUUUUAAGAAAACACUCGAAUUAAAUUUGUAGAUAGAUGUACGUUGAUGCUCCAUGGUGCUACACCAAGUCUGAUACAGUAAAAUGAAACCCUGAGUAAAGGCUUAAAAACUUUCCUGUCUUUGGAAAUACAAUUUUUACGUUAUCCGCCAUUUACACUAUCCAGUGUGCUGCAGUUCCUCAAGUGGGUUAGAGGCAAAUAGUUCCUUCCUUAUUUUGCGCUACUAGUCGUAAGCUCUAGUCUUUCGGCAAAUUAAUGACUUCGACGAUCUUGCUAAGUUCUCUUUUCGAAUAUUACAGCCCUAGAAAUUAUAAGAAAGCUAUCACAAUCUACAUCUCGCAAUUCACACUUUAAUCAUUUCAUAGACACGUCGACCAUGUAGUAUGAAAUUAAUUUAUGGAGCCGGUAUUACCUUUAACUGCCUUACUGCACAGAUACGAAAUAUUCACAUGACAUGUAAAGUCUACCUGAAUGUUUGUACCGUAAUGACAUAUGGGAGAGUGAAAGUAUAAAUCUUUCCAAGCAGAAAAGUGUCAUGUCAAUAACAUUUCAUUCGAAAACACGGAUAUUUGUAUAAGAAAUGUUAGUAGCAUUUCAAUAUGUCAGACGAUGAAGCUUCAUUCAGUUUCAUUUCUGACAUGGAGUCAAUAAAUCAGAACGAACGGCACGAACAAUUAAAAGCUAAGAGAACCUGUCAGCGUGAUGUAUUGCCUCGUAGAUGACAAUUCAUAACGUGUAAGAGCUUAUUUUUCGAAAUAGACAACACCAAAAUGUUGUA